AUGUGUAUUUGGGGUGGGAAGUUCUGUAUUGUCUACUUAACCAGUGCUAUUACCCGUUCUGCGCAGACCGCCUUAGCUGGUACAGAGGACCGGCAGAACGGCAUUUCUGCGGGCGGGGCACCUCGAGAGCGGAGAGCGGCCGACGCGACGCCGCCAAACCAUGUCGUGUACGUGCGGUGGGGGAGGGAGGACUGUGGCGAAAACGCAAAGAAUGUCUACUCCGGUGCUGUGGGCGGUGGAUUGUACAGCCAGUCGGGAGGGGGAAGUGACUACCAGUGCCUCCCCCUGGAAGAUGUGGAGUGGAACAACCCAGUGGCUGGUAAUCAGCACGGAAGCUACAUGUACGGGGCAGAGUACCAUGUGAGUGCUGAGUACUUCUCCACUGACAACAUGAGGCACAUCACCAACCCUCAUAACUACGACGUCCCCUGCUCGGUGUGUCUCGUGUCCGGUCGGUCUGCACACGUCAUGAUCCCCGCCCGCCUGUCCUGUCCUCGGGGGUGGAGUAAGGAGUACAGCGGCUACCUCAUGUCGGGAGCCUUCAACGACGCGAGCAACAAGAACUUCAUCUGUGUGGACGGAGCUCCAGAGCUCAGGCAAGGUUCAUCUGCCGACCUAAACGGAGCCCUGCUGUUGCUGGUGGAGGCGCAGUGUGGCUCUCUUCCCUGUGGACCCUACAUCAGCGGCUACGAGCUCACCUGUGUGGUCUGCACCUUGUAAACUGAUAUUUGCUGAAC
Molecule: messenger RNA, 737 nt
Organism: Branchiostoma belcheri (Belcher's lancelet)
Lineage: Eukaryota; Metazoa; Chordata; Leptocardii; Amphioxiformes; Branchiostomatidae
Product: short-chain collagen C4-like
Exons: 3
Coding region: 1-720 (239 amino acids)
Source: RefSeq, a predicted model, not a curated record